UCUGUCAUACUAUCCUUUCCCCACUGCAGACAGGCAUCUCACCGGGCAGCCUCCACACGUCACGUGCCGGGGCCCUGAGCGUGAUGACAACAAAGAUGGCGGCUCCCAUAGGAAGGUUGACGAGUAACGCAGUGAAGUUUGGUGUAAGGUUUUAUCGCCCUGCAAGAAGUGCGCUUUCUUUCGCUCGAACGCAAACAGUUUACCCAUUUUCACCAAGGAAACAUAAUUUGCCAUUCAAAGUAUUCCUUAAUCCAGCACGAUGUAUGUUUAUCCAGACACAGGAUACCCCAAACCCCAACAGUGUAAAGUUUAUCCCUGGAAGAGCAGUUCUAGAAGCAAGAACUAUGGAUUUCCCAACCCCAGCCACUGCUUACUGCUCCCCUCUUGCUAGACAUCUUUUUAGAGUUGAAGGGGUGAAAAGCGUCUUCCUUGGGCCAGAUUUCAUUACGAUCACAAAGGAAAGUGAAGACAUAGACUGGAACAUUAUAAAGCCUGACAUAUAUGCAACCAUAAUGGACUUCUUCUCUUCUGGCUUGCCUAUAGUGACAGAGGAUGCUCCUCGCAGUGAGACAGCUGCAACAGAGGAUGAUGAUGAAGUGGUCGCAAUGAUCAAAGAACUUCUAGAUACGAGGAUCAGGCCUACAGUCCAAGAAGAUGGUGGCGAUGUCCUCUACCGAGGGUUCCAGGAUGGAGUUGUACAACUGAAACUACAAGGCUCCUGCACAAGUUGCCCAAGUUCAAUUAUAACACUUAGAAGUGGCAUUCAAAAUAUGCUGCAGUUCUACAUCCCAGAGGUAGAGGGUGUAGAGCAGGUGACUGAUGAUGAAGAUGAUAUUGGAAAAGAACCGGCUUCUUCCUGAAUGUCCCUUCUCUCUUUGUCACAUCACUGCGGGUUGUCUCUGCCAUGUAUUUAUUGUGAGACUUCUUUGCUAUGGUUUUCUUUCCAGAUUUUUUAUUUAACUGUAGAAAAUUACAAGAGCGGACUCUGCUGUUCAUUCACAUAUAUGCAUAUUUUAAUUUUCUGUAUAUGCAGUGAUCUAUGUGUUUAUGUUGCUGUAUUUAUCAUAAAGUUGGAUAAUAAAAUGUAAUAUGUAUGUA
Molecule: messenger RNA, 1098 nt
Organism: Rana temporaria (common frog)
Lineage: Eukaryota; Metazoa; Chordata; Amphibia; Anura; Ranidae
Gene: NFU1
Product: NFU1 iron-sulfur cluster scaffold
Exons: 8
Coding region: 84-860 (258 amino acids)
Biological process (GO): iron-sulfur cluster assembly
Cellular component (GO): mitochondrion
Molecular function (GO): iron ion binding; iron-sulfur cluster binding
Source: RefSeq, a predicted model, not a curated record